Cydia amplana is the source of this 344-nucleotide messenger RNA. RefSeq lists its product as uncharacterized. The record is from RefSeq and is a predicted model, not a curated record. The transcript has 3 exons. The coding region runs from base 33 to 344 and encodes 103 amino acids. Lineage: Eukaryota; Metazoa; Arthropoda; Insecta; Lepidoptera; Tortricidae.
AGAUUUAUUGUCAUAAAUGAAAUGCUCUCACAAUGUGCUGCAUAUUUACAUGGAUGGCCUGGUGCUUCGAUGCGUCGCACAGGAUCGUGGUUUUCUUCAUGGCGUGCCUCAUUAGCUCGUCCGUCUGCUGCUUGCUACUCACAGCUUCACUGGCAGGCGUUGCCAUGGGUUAUAAUUACUCAUUAGCUGAAUACAUCGACCUCAAAGAGACCAACAUCUCGGUGUAUAUCAAGCGAGGUGUUUACGAUGACGAGAUAGCUGAUGACUUCGAUUGGCGACGAGCGGGCGGCGAUGAAUCCAGCAUUUCCCUCAAGGACAACUAUGGCAGUAUGUUGAUAUUUUAA